Messenger RNA from Carassius auratus (goldfish), 891 nucleotides. RefSeq names its product L-rhamnose-binding lectin CSL3-like. Gene Ontology annotation, molecular function: carbohydrate binding. The coding region runs from base 74 to 742 and encodes 222 amino acids. Lineage: Eukaryota; Metazoa; Chordata; Actinopteri; Cypriniformes; Cyprinidae. The record is from RefSeq and is a predicted model, not a curated record. The transcript is spliced from 9 exons.
AUCGCAUGCAAUUUAUCGUCCAGCAUGUCUGUACACGAAUGAAACCAAGAAGUCCAGAUUUGUUUGUGUUCAAAUGUUCCAAUCUACCAUGCUGGUGCAAAAGCUAAGCGGAAUCACUUUAUUGCUGUUGCUGUGUCAACAUGCAUGUUUCCUCUCUGCAAGUGGCAAUGCAAAACGAUCAGUGACCUGUGAAGGAGACUCUGCAUCCCUCAGCUGUGGCUCUAGAUUCAUAAAUGUCCUUCGUGCCAACUAUGGACGGACUAAUGGCAGAACUUGCUCUGCUGGGAAACCUCCUGGGCAGCUCUCAAAUGUUCACUGCUCCUCAGAAACAUCCCUCCAAACGAUGGCCACACAGUGUAAUGGGAAAAAAAGCUGUUCUGUUCAAGCAGUGAACUCCGUUUUCAAUGAUCCCUGUUUUGGGACCUAUAAAUACCUGGAAGUAUCUUAUGAAUGUCUCAAACCUAAGCAGCACAUAACUUGUGAAGGUUUCAGAGCUGACAUUACCUGUGGGAAAGGUGUUAUUUCCGUUUAUUAUGCCAAUUAUGGACGGCGGAAUCUUGCAACCUGUCCUCAUAAAUUCGCAACUUCAACCCACUGUAACUCUGAUCAGACUGCGCGUAUGCGUUCCAGGUGCAAUGGAAAGAAGUCUUGUCAUGUACAAGCUUCAAAUUCGGAGUUCUCUGAUCCAUGUGUAGGGAUCUAUAAGUACCUGGAAGUGACCUAUUCCUGCAUACGAGUUUAGCAUGAUCUGCAUCAGGUGAUUGAAAUGGCCUGGAAGAGCAGAAGCAGCGUCCUUUUCUUUAGCACACGAUUUCUGUUUCUCUCUUAAAUCUGCUUUGAAAUGGUUUCUUUCAAAAAGACUCCUACAAAUAAACUGCUGUUGACAUGAAA